Betta splendens (Siamese fighting fish) is the source of this 2801-nucleotide messenger RNA. RefSeq names its product extracellular calcium-sensing receptor-like. Gene Ontology annotation, cellular component: membrane. The annotation marks the transcript as partial. The transcript has 12 exons. The record is from RefSeq and is a predicted model, not a curated record. Gene Ontology annotation, biological process: G protein-coupled receptor signaling pathway. Gene Ontology annotation, molecular function: G protein-coupled receptor activity. NCBI's taxonomy places the organism in Eukaryota, Metazoa, Chordata, Actinopteri, Anabantiformes, Osphronemidae.
CUGUGUGUCUGCGCUUGGUGGCUCUCCUCUCCUCUCUGCCUCCUGUUUAUCGGUGCACUGGGCCUGGCGCCGGUUGAGCCGACCAUAUGCUCCCGACGGGGAGCAGCAAACAAAGAGUGCAUCUCCCUGGAUGGAGAUGUGAUUAUCGGUGGACUUUUUAAUCUACAUUACAUGCCUUUAGCUAUAGAGCAGAGCUUUACCAAGCUGCCACCCUAUGGACCUUGCACUGGUUUAGAUCUGGAGCCAUUAAAAUAUAUGUAUGCUAUGGCUUUUGCGGUGGAAGAAAUUAACCUCAACAGCAGCCUCCUGCCAGGAGUGAAGCUGGGCUAUCAAAUGUGUGAUUACUGCGGUCGAUACCCUUGGGCUCUGAAAGCUGCACUGUCACUGGUGGGGGGAGACACACACAGCUGCAACUCUGCACCCGUGUCUGCAUCUAAUGAACAACCUGGACAGGCAGCAAGUGAUCAGUCUGUGUCUUUGCUUAUUGGCGCCUCCUCAUCUGCAACAGGCACAAUGCUAUCCAGGACUUUGGGGCCCCUCUCUGUCCCAGUUAUCAGCUACCUCGCCAGCUGCCCUUGUCUCAGCGAUCGGCACCAGUUCCCCAACUUCUUCAGAACAAUCCCCAGUGAUGUCUACCAAGCUCGGGCCAUGGCACAACUGGCCAUACACUUCCACUGGACAUGGACGGGAGCUGUGCUUGUGGACAGUGAUUACGGACAUCUGGCCAUACAGGUAUUUCAAGAAGAGGUCGAAGGAAAGGGAGUGUGUUUGGAAUUUAUAGAGAUGAUACGGAGAGAAACUAUUUUGUCAGAUGCCACUCGCGUAGCACAGACCAUUGAAGCCUCAGCUGCGAAGGUGAUUCUAAUUUUUUGCUGGCACACUGACGUAAAGCAGGUUUUUCUAGAACUGGCCAAGAGAAAUGUGACUGACAGACAGUUUCUCGCCAGCGAGGCCUGGAGCACCAGUGACAACCUUCUACAAGAUGCUGCCAUUUCAAAAGUGGCGAGUGGUGUCCUUGGUGUGGCGAUUCGCAGUUCUACUGUUCCUGGAUUUGAAAACUAUCUCAGAACUUUGCACUCAAGUCACCGAACCAGUGACAUAUUUUUAAAAGAAUUCUGGGAAAUGGAGUUUGGUGGGGUUGAAUCCUUAGCGGGAGGCCAGCAUCCGUUUACUGACACUUCUCAGCUCCGAGUGUCGUAUAAUGUCUAUCUUGCUGUUUAUGCUGCAGCUCACGCCCUUCAUAGCCUUCUCUCCUGCACCGGAGAACAUGACUUGGCCAGAAACGUCUCCACUUGCUCCUCUCCUACAAACAUUAGGCCCACAGAGCUAUUGCAGCACUUGAACAAAGUGAACUUCACCACACCGCAAGGAGAAAACUUUUAUUUUCAAGGUGCUGAUAUUCCAGCAAAGUACGACCUGGUCAACUGGCAGACGACUCCUGAGGGAACGCAGAAACUAGUUCUGAUUGGUCGGGUGGACGGGUUUGAAAUCCACCUUAACGAGUCAGCAAUUCAGUGGAGCACAGGAAAAAAACAGGUGCCUGUUUCAGUGUGUAGUGAAAGCUGCCCCCCUGGGACCAGGAUAGCCAACAGGAAAGGAGAGCCCAUCUGUUGCUUCGACUGCAUCCCAUGUGCUGAUGGAGAGAUUAGUAAUAAGACGGAUUCUCUUCAGUGUGGGCGUUGUCCAUUAGAGUUCUGGUCCAACACUAACAGAACUGCCUGUGUCCCACGUCAGCUGGACUUCCUCUCCUUUAAUGAAACUCUAGGCAUCACUCUGACUACAGCAGCUUUGUCUGGCAUUGCAGUGACAACAGUUGUGUUUGUGGUGUAUCUGUAUUACCAUCAAACACCUGUGGUCCGAGCCAACAACUCAGAACUGAGCCUUCUGCUUCUUGUGUCCUUGAAGCUCUGCUUCCUGUGCUCCCUGGUUUUUAUUGGUCAUCCAUCAGUCUGGUCUUGUCGCUUCCAGCAGGCGGCUUUUGGGAUCAGUUUUGUACUUUGUGUUUCCUGUCUUCUUGUAAAAACCAUGGUAGUUUUAACUGUUUUCCGCUCAACUCGACCUGGUGCUGAAGCUUUAUUGAAGUGGUUUGGUCCAUCCCAACAGAGAGGAAGCGUCUGCAUCUUCACUUGUAUACAGAUUAUCAUCUGCACUGUUUGGCUGUCUCUGUGUCCUCCUGAACCCAAACGUGAUCUGGGUUUCCAUGGGUCAAAGGUCACCCUGCAGUGUGCCAUGGCCUCUGUGGUGGGCUUCUCUCUGGUUCUGGGGUAUAUUGGCUUUCUGGCCUGCACUUGUCUUCUCUUGGCCUUUCUUGCUCGGAAGCUCCCAGACAACUUCAAUGAGGCCAAGCUGAUUACCUUCAGCAUGCUGAUCUUCUGUGCUGUCUGGGUGGCCUUUGUUCCCGCUUAUGUUAGUUCUCCUGGGAAAUAUUCAGUGGCUGUGGAGAUUUUUGCAAUCUUGGCUUCUAGCUAUGGUUUAUUACUCUGUAUAUUUGCUCCAAAAUGUUUCAUUAUUCUUUUAAGACCUGAGCAAAACACUAAGAGAUCUCUGAUGGCCAGAUAGAUUUGAACUAAUAUAAUUUCUGAACAUUAGUCAAAAAUUGACUAAUUUUUAAACACAAAAUUCUCAGAAACGUCUCAGAAACGUCUCAGAAAGGUUGGUCAAACUGUAACUACUGUACCAUAAAAGAACCACUAGAUGGAAGCAUUAUACAACGUAAUGGAAUACUGUUUCUGUAUCCCAGGAAGACUCCUCUUUUGUAUGUGUGCAUCUGUGCAACAUUUUGCUAAUUAAUAAUACAUAAA